Messenger RNA from Galeopterus variegatus (Sunda flying lemur), 675 nucleotides. RefSeq lists its product as uncharacterized. The record is from RefSeq and is a predicted model, not a curated record. Lineage: Eukaryota; Metazoa; Chordata; Mammalia; Dermoptera; Cynocephalidae. Bases 1 to 675 code for a protein of 224 amino acids. The transcript is spliced from 3 exons.
AUGCUCCAAGGUGAAGAACAGUCAAGGCUUCGAGCGGAGGAAAGGUGGGUGAACUCCAUCUUCAAACCCAUGUCCAAGAUCUCACCAGAGGAGGACAUUUGUGGCAAAGAGGAGGAGGAGGAGGAAGAGGAGGAAGAAACAGGGAACAAGACACUCCUCCAAGUGCCCAGGCGGGAGUCGGUGUGGGGGCUGGUGGCCUGGCCCAAAUCCUCCAGAGAGCAGGCCCUGUGGUGGGAAGAUGUGUAUUUCUCCCUGCCCCCCCUCCCUGGGCCCUGCCUCGGUGACUGCAGCCUGAGUACCAAGGCCAUGCUCCACUCCCGGCCCACCCCAGUCUCCCGCUCCACCCCUCAAACCUUCCCCUCCUUGUCAUCUAAGGAGGGGCCCACUUCUUUGGGGGACCAGCCUCAGAUGGAGCCUCAGUCGGCUUCCCACAUGAAGAUCCCCAAAAUAGGACCGAGGCUUCCUCCCAAGACCAGGCCCCAGGCCUUCCCUAAGGGAUCCAGCGCCCCCCAGGCCCUGCGACAGUUGGCCCCAAUGGCAGUUUGGCCUUCAUUUAUUAUCAAAACACCUGCCAAGAGCUCGCCUCUCAAAGGUCAACAUGCACCCUCUGCCAGGAAGGCCUCGCACUCCCCGGGUGCACAUGACAACCCCUUACCCUACUUUUCUUCAAAAUAA